AUGCCUUCAGAAUUCCAGGAUCAGCUCCGGCCUUUGGCGGACUACUUUUGGAUCGCUGGUCUGGAUGCCCAACAACUUUCAGAUGCGUAUUCUCAACCACGAUGGUCCAACGAGGCCAACGAGGUGACAAAUGGCAUUGAUCAAGCCAUUGAAGAAGACGUCAAUGCUGAACGAGACAGUUCAUCGAUUUUGAAAUCCCCUCGAACAUCUACUGGUCAUUUACGGCGGGAUUCUUAUCAAAGAUUGUCCCAGCUUUCCGAUGAAGCGAGAGUCAGCAUUCAGAGUUUAGAUGAGAUCAAUCGACCACAAAGCAAUCGAAGUAGCAUCACCAUCAGAGCCACCCCAGCUACUCAGGCCCCUCCCAAUCCUCGCAUGUCCAGCGCUUUUUCCGAAGUCGAUUUUGAAAAAGCAAUGAAAAAGUUCACCACCAAUCGUGAGGAUUUUUUCGUUGAUCUGACCUUCAACCCGACUGAAGUAUCAGUUCCCGCAAAACCAGCCCGCUCUAAAUCACGGCCCAGAACACAGAAAAUUGUCGCCUCCGAAGACCCAAGUUCUUUGCCGAAUCGUAAUUUUGGAAGUAUUCGCCGACAUCUUUCCUUCAAGGACAUGUCAAGCGCGAAGAGACAACCCUCCAUGGCCCGGCGAGUCUCGACUCGAACUGCACGAAGAAUGAGCAGCUACAACUCAGUCAUUCCAAGCCCAGAGUCAUUUCACUCUUCGCCGAAUCAGCAUCCUCUCACGCGGAAAUUCGAGCCUGUAUUACUAGAAAGAUAUCCGCGACCAACGACUGUUGAUAGAACCGUUGGCCGAUCACAAUUCCCAGAGUACGUCCCGAUGUUUGCAUUUCCAAAUGACAUCAAACUACUGUCUUCCGAUACGAGACCGAGAUCGACGUGGCAUGAGUUUUCCAUCACAGCUUCGGACAAUUCUAGGUUGACAGCAGUGUCAGUCACAGUCUGGAUACCUGUAAGCCGACAAAUUGCAGCAGACCUGCAAAAGAAGUGUGAAGACUGGCGUAGAGACCAUAUGUCAGAGGCAGAACGAGAGAUGGCUGCGUCUCUGGCUGACAGACUUGCUAUUGAAAGUGCAAAGUUAUCAACUCUACUCACACAGUUACCACAAGUGUCUUCUGGCACUCUUGCACGCGACCAACUCGAAGAUGAAAUUAGUGCCGUCGAGGAGAAGAUUGGUGUCAUGUCCGAUAUGCUCAGACCCCUUCGGCAUGGCUCUGUCUCGGAAAUACAAGGAUUGGCCAGCGGCGAGACGAAAUUCUGGGUCCCACGAGCAUAUGGCGUUAUGGGCAAGGACGGGGCCAUGGCAAACUUUUGGAGACAGUGGCUUCGAGCAGUGGUUGUCCCAAUGACCGACGGAGGCGUUCUAAGAGUGCCGGCCAGCUCGCCAAAGGUCGGCAUGUGGCAACCUUUGGAGCGAUAUGUUUCGACAUUGUGCCUCGACGCCCCUGGCCCAGUCUCGUCCAAAACCCAAGUUCAGAUCUCUAUUCGAGAACUGAAGUUGUAUGCAAAGAAGGAAGCCAUGAAUGAGCUUCCAGGCAGCAGAACAACAGACCUAUAUCCCCUCUUCAAGACUUUGACUAUCUCGAACAUUAUUCUGUUGUUUGAAUAUGUCUUGGCCGAAUCUAGGAUUAUUCUCCUUUCUAGUCACACAUCUAUGCUGCAAUUGGUCAGCAGAGCUAUCCUGGAGUUGAUUUUCCCUCUCGAGUGGACUGGUGUGUACAUCCCGGUUCUGCCAUCAAGACUAGUUCAAGCGCUGGAUGCGCCUUGCCCCUACAUCUGUGGCAUCGAUCGAAAGUAUGAAAAGUUCGAUCUCCCUGACGAUGAUUAUGUUCUUGUUGAUUUGGACAAGAAUGAAUUACACAGUGUUGCUCCUCCACCACUUUUACCGAAACAGCAGAGACGGAAGUUGAUGGGUUUGCUGUAUCAAGCUGCUCCUUUACAUCAUAGCUACAGUGUGACUCCAGGAGCGCCUGCUUAUGCGGUGGAAACAUUUCCGUAUCAAUCUUUUGCGGCGGAGAACGAAAGUGUAUUCACAGCGAUCACCAAAACGACCAAUCUUUCGAAACUGGCGAGCCUCAGUUCUUCAUUGUUUGGUCAACAAGCUACAACAGACACAAUCCGGCGUGCUCCGAUGUUCAAUGUGUUCCUAGCUGGUGUUCCUACCCGAGGAAAAAGUAUUGACGUUCGCCCACAGACAUCUUCAACCGCACGCCAUUCAAGCAAUACCAGUUCAGAUGCUCAAUCUCCCAUUACUGGCAGCUUCCCAAUGCCUCCUCCAUCCAAGGCUUCAAAGAACGACUCGGGCUACGCACUUCAAACCUCUUUGCGCGAAAAGCGAUCUGGGCAUUUCGACUCCUUGUCCAAACGUAGCUUUUCGGGAUCCGCUCACAUGAUUCGAAAAGCUAGUGUACCUUUCAUCCGACAUAAUCCUAAUCCUUCGGGCACCUCAUUCUCUGAUAUGCGCAAUGGAAGUUCGACGUAUGCCCCUUCCGUAUAUGCACAAUCCACCCUGGCAGCAUCGACGAUUAUGCCCGGUUUCCAUAUUCAACCCCCGGUCGCAGCUGAGGGUACAUACUGGGCAGAAGGCCAUUGUCUACAAUGGAAAGUGAAUCAAGGUCCUUCGACAUGUGUGCUUUGUGAUGACAAGGCACAGGACGAUUACUAUCGGUGCUCUGGAUGCGGAUUUGUCGUCCACGAUCGGUGCGCACAUCAGAUCACGAUUGUUUGCUCAGCGGCGUUCCAUCCAGAUCAAGUCAGGGCGGCAUUUGUGAGAUGCUUGGCCAGCCUGUUUUACACCUAUCGACGUUUCUUGCAGCCUGCCGUCUCUCACAGAAGGAAGACGGGAUCAGUGUACACGUUCGAUGUUGACGCAUAUCUACACAGCCUGCCUCCUGACCAUGCAGAGUACAUCCAGAUGCUUCAGCAGACACAAGCAUGGAACGAAUUCAUCAUGGAUCGAGAAGAAAACAAGUCGACGCCUGCGGUUGCACUCUUCGACGCCAUCAUCAACGCCAAGCGUGGACGAGCAGGAUUGCUUCGGUCAGGUCUUCCAGGAAUUGGGCUACAUCGCAAAAGUUUUGCUCAACGCAGCGUAUCGGGAGGAGGUCGACCGGAUCUUCUGUCAGACACCUCGACACAUCAAUGGAAGAUCAUCAAUGUCCCUGGCAGUUCUGAGCGCCCGGAGCUCGGCUCUGCCGCCAAAUCACGAGACUAUCAUACAAUCAUCAGCCGAACACCAGCCAAAUUGGAGGAAGGUCUCUUCAAGCAAGAAGAGCUGGUGCCUGACCUGCCAAAAUUCGGCAAGAAAUCUCGCAUCAGUAGCAUGAUCAAUGGGAAGUUGAACGGACUAAGCAUGAAUGCACCAUGA
Exophiala bonariae is the source of this 3381-nucleotide messenger RNA. RefSeq lists its product as uncharacterized. Lineage: Eukaryota; Fungi; Ascomycota; Eurotiomycetes; Chaetothyriales; Herpotrichiellaceae. The coding region runs from base 1 to 3381 and encodes 1126 amino acids. The transcript has a single exon. The record is from RefSeq and is a predicted model, not a curated record. Gene Ontology annotation, biological process: regulation of Rab protein signal transduction. Gene Ontology annotation, cellular component: cytoplasmic vesicle.